AUGGCGCAGAAGGCGAUUGAAGUGGUGGUUGUGUCCGCAAGGCGUACGCCCGUGGGCAAGUUUGGUGGGUCCCUGGCCGCGGUGCCCGCACAUGUGUUGGGUGCCAAGGUUAUCGGAAACUUGCUUGGUGACACAGUGGGCAAGGUGAGGAAUGAUAUGGUUGACGAGGUCAUCAUCGGACAGGUGCUUACCGCCGGCUGUGGCCAAAAUCCAGCACGGCAGGCAGUCAUAAGCGCUGGACUGCCGGAGACCUGUCCGGCCUUGACAAUCAACAAGGUUUGCGGGAGCGGGCUGAAGGCUUUGCACCUCGGGAUGCAGGCGAUUGCAUCAGGUGAUGCUCAAAUCGUGAUUGCUGGUGGUCAGGAGAGCAUGUCAUCCAGUCCGCACGUGCUGAACAAAAGCAGGGACGGACAAAGAAUGGGUGAUUGGAAGAUGAUUGAUUCAAUGAUCGUCGACGGGUUGUGGUGUGCCUUUAACCAGUACCACAUGGGUAUCACCGCCGAGAACGUGGCAGCCAAAUUUGGCAUUGACCGAUCUACGCAGGAUGCUUUUGCGACAGCAUCUCAGAAGAAGGCGGCAGACGCUCAGAAGGCGGGAAAGUUCAAGGACCAGAUCGUGCCCAUCCCCACUUCCAAGAAAGGUCAGGUCUUGGACCAGGACGAAUACAUCAAGGCAGACUCCACUGCAGAGCAGCUGGCAAAGCUGAAGCCCGCCUUCAAGAAGGACGGCUCGGUCACAGCAGGCAAUGCAUCUGGCCUCAACGACGGGGCGGCGUUAUGCUUGCUGAUGUCUGCGUCCAAGGCACAUGAACUGGGCCUCGAGCCCUUGGUCUACAUCCGCGGCUUUGCGAGCGCGGGUGUGGAUCCGAAGAUCAUGGGCACAGGCCCCAUUCCAAGCUCCAAGAAAUGCUUGGAGAAGGUGGGUUGGUCCGUUAAGGACCUGGACAUUAUCGAGGCCAACGAGGCCUUCGCGGCACAAGCGGUGGCCGUGAACAAGGAGAUGGGAUGGGACACAUCCAAAGUCAACGUCAAUGGCGGCUCGGAAGCCCCGGAAACGAGCCAGGAGGUCGCUAUCGACUCUUGGGACCGCCUGCAGGCGAUGGAAAGCGAAGUGACGCGCCUCGGAGAAGAGCUCCGUCGCGUGGAGGAGGAGCAGCAGCAUGCAGCUCGCCAGCGAGGCGACCUGCAGCAGGCGGAUAAGCUCCUGAUGGCUCGACUGUCCACGCUGGAAGGUGACAAAGCUCACACCGGCGUCCAAGUGCAGAAUUUGCAUGCACUCAUUUCAGCCCUUGACAGAGGGGCGCGUGGCCUUUCCGAGGACCUGACCUGUGUGGUGGAGGAGGUAGAACUGAGGCUUGCCAAGAUCGGCCAGGAGCUGUCCAGUCAGAGGUCUGCCUUGCAGCAGAUGACUUCGCCUUCUGCGCCGGCUUCGGCGUCUUUGCCAGUGUCAGCAGCAGUUCAGAGACUCUGCAGUUCCAAUCCCAGGAUGCAGCGAUCUGAAGCCACACGACUUUGCCAAAGCCUUCGUGCCUGGAGGGCUGCGGUGUGUUCCUCAGAGAGGCCACGGCUUGCUGCUUCGGACGCAGUUGCGGCCAUGCCGAUAAUUGAGCAGCACUUGCAGCAACGGUUUGAGUGGCUCGAACAACGGGCCCUACUCAGCGCUCGCUGCGAGGUGCUGCGCCAAAGAGAGGAACUUUGCCUGGCGGUUGGAACCGAGCUACACGAGGCAAACCAGGCCCACUUCCAGAUCGAUGAGGCGAAGGUGCUCAAACUAUCCGAGGGCCUCAGCGAAGUGCAGCAGAGGGUCGAGGAUGUGGAGGCAUCUUUGCCGCAGCUGGUGAGCAAAGUGAACGAAUUAGGCAACUCUCGGCCGGCACAGGCGGAGACACCGGCGGAGAAGGCUGUUGGCCAAGACCCCGAGUCCCUGAAUGCCGUGCGAGCAGACGUUGGCGCUGUUGCACGCAGUGUUGCCCAGUUGGACGAGGUCUUCAGGGAAGCGCUCGAGCUCAACGACAUCCGCGACUCGAAGGUCGAGGAGCUUCGCCAGGCACUCAGUGAAGCGGCAGAGACCUCCGCGCCAGCGGAAGAUGUGGUGGCCAGGCAUGCCGUGCAGGUGGUCUGGCGGAGCGUUGAGGAACUUCAGGAGGCCCUCCAGGAAGAGAGCCAGGCGUCCAAAGAAGACGUGGCCAAAGAUCUCCGCACUGUGAGGGAAGACCUGGAGCUUCUCAAGGAGCAAGCUCGACACCCUAGCCUGUCCAGAACCGUCGAGGAGUUGCAGAAGGAGUGCCACGGGACCUCUGAAGCACUUGGUCGAGUUGCAGGGCUUGAGGAGGAAGUGAAACACUUGAUAGCAUCACAACGGAGAAGCACCAAAGCUUCCACGGACGUCAACGACCUCCGCCACAGCUUGGCUGAGUUGCAGGAGGCAUUCAGAGAAGCGGAGCAGAAGGCUUCGGCGGAAGCUCACUGCCACGUUCAAGAACUCAGCGAGGCCGUGACGGACUUGAAGGUGGUUGCACAAGAAAGCACCAAAGCUUCCACGGAUGUCAACGACCUCCGCCACAGCUUGGCUGAGUUGCAGGAGGCAUUCAGAGAAGCGGAGCAGAAGGCUUCGGCAGAAGCUCACUGCCAUGUUCAAGAACUCAGCGAGGCCGUGACGGACUUGAAGGUGGUUGCACAAGAAAGCACCAAAGCUUCCACGGACGUCCACGACCUCCGCCACAGCUUGGCUGAGUUGCAGGAGGCAUUCAGAGAAGCGGAGCAGAAGGCUUCGGCAGAAGCUCACUGCCAUGUUCAAGAACUCAGCGAGGCCGUGACGGACCUGAAGGUGGUUGCACAAGAAAGCACCAAAGCUUCCACGGAUGUCAACGACCUCCGCCACAGCUUGGCUGAGUUGCAGGAGGCAUUCAGAGAAGCGGAGCAGAAGGCUUCGGCAGAAGCUCACUGCCAUGUUCAAGAACUCAGCGAGGCCGUGACGGACCUGAAGGUGGUUGCACAAGAAAGCACCAAAGCUUCCACGGAUGUCAACGACCUCCGCCACAGCUUGGCUGAGUUGCAGGAGGCCUACCGCGACACUGAGCACGCGGCGGUGUCAGAUCCGAGUGCAGAUCACGACUCGCGCAAGGUCGAGGAGAUGCCAGAGGAUCUGCAGAUCCAAAGCAGUCUCGAGGGCGCAUCUGAGGCUCCAGCUUCGCCGGUGCCUGCGAUCUACCAAGGGAAACCGCGCGAUGUUCGGCCGCGGCCACAUGCAAACGCGGGGACGCAAGAUGGCUCGUGCGAGCGCUGUGCAUCAGGCUCCGCAGCUGGUGAGACUCUGUCGACAAAUCCGGCCAUGGCCAGCUCCUUUGACGUCGAGCACUCGCUCCUCGCCGUUCCGGCAGAGACAGAGGAACAUUCCGAUGCGAUGUCCGUCCUGCAGGAUGAAUUGAAGCUCGUCGCUUUCGAGGCACAGCGGCAACGCCGCCAGAGCAUUAAGAUGCACGCCGAGCUUGGGCAGGCCCUGGCGAGCCUGGAGGAGCAGCGCCUCCAGCACGGCCAUGCAGAGGAGGAGCUUUGGGCACAUCUCCAGGUCCACGAAUGCCGACAGCGGGACAUGCAGGGCGAAGUCCAGAGCGCCUUCGCCGAGCUGGCUGCCCUGCAGUCAGGAGCGAAGCCGUCGGUCGAGGCAGCCCUGGCGAGCCUGGAGGAGCAGCGCCUCCAGCACGGCCAUGCAGAGGAGGAGCUUUGGGCACAUCUCCAGGCCCACGAAUGCCGACAGCGGGACAUGCAGGGCGAAGUCCAGAGCGCCUUCGCCGAGCUGGCUGCCCUGCAGUCAGGACUCGCAACCGCCGAACGUGCGAUGAGGGCGGGAGUAUCGCUCCGCAUGGUAGGUGGCUUGGCUUGCUUGCAGGAGCGAAGCCGUCGGCCCUGGCGAGCCUGGAGGAGCAGCGCCUCCAGCACGGCCAUGCAGAGGAGGACGCCUUGGGCCGCUGACCUGCGGGUGCUGCAUGGUUGCGGGGGAGCAGAUGAGCCGUGGUCGAAGUUCCGCCUGCUUCCAUGCUCGGCUCAAGUCGAGAAUCGGUUUCCAUGUGUUCUUCUCGACAAGACCGAGAAGAUGAAGAUUCGUCAGCGUUUCACUUUCCUUGAGUUUAUCGAUGAAGAGGAUGUGCAACCGUCCUUGAGGCGAUCUUGGAGUCUUCCUUGGUCCUUCGCGCCCUGCGCUCCCUUUGCCGAAAACAUCUCCAACAUGCAAGGGCACGUCAAGGAAGCCUGCGGGAAGAUCUCGCAGCAUCAACCAGAUGAGCAGCACAGUGAAGGCAGCAUCGGCCAUCCUCGGUUGUGUUCUCGGCCGUGUGUUCACAUUGUCAAAGGCGGUAAUUGUCCUCUCGGGCCAGAUUGCACCUUCUGCCAUUUGCCUCAUCAACGUCCACGUGAGCAAAAGCUUACCAAGAAAGCCCGGGCUCUCACGCAAAGCAUGCCAAAGUCUGAUUUCAUCAGAAUGAAUUGGAGGCUCUUGCAUGGCAAGCUGCUGGAUUUUGGGCCAGAGGCUCUGCAGACUGUGCAUGCCAUCCUGUCGGAGGAAAUACUGCAGGAAGAUGACGAAGCCAUUCUGAGCAAAAAGGCGCUGAGCCCCGAACAGGUCUGGAAGCUGCAGAGAAGCAUCCAUGACACGCACAUGAACUUGGCAUCGCUGCUGAUGUUCACUGCACGGCGCUCCGGCGAUCACACCAAAGAUCGCCUGCGCGAUGUGGUGGAACAGAUGCGGAUUCUGUGA
Molecule: messenger RNA, 4752 nt
Organism: Symbiodinium sp. CCMP2592
Lineage: Eukaryota; Dinophyceae; Suessiales; Symbiodiniaceae
Source: the annotation of a GenBank genome assembly